This is a messenger RNA of Anopheles moucheti, 6973 nucleotides long. RefSeq lists its product as uncharacterized. The transcript has 6 exons. NCBI's taxonomy places the organism in Eukaryota, Metazoa, Arthropoda, Insecta, Diptera, Culicidae. The coding region runs from base 211 to 2493 and encodes 760 amino acids. The record is from RefSeq and is a predicted model, not a curated record.
UUCACGGGUAACUCACUCCCGUGCUAAAUAUAUCCGCGUUCUUUUUUUCCCCCUGGUUCUCCCUGGUUCAUUCACUCACAAAUACACACCCUGUUCCGACGUUCGUGGUUCCCUGACAUAGGCCACCGACGUGUGCCGCAUCUUUCGCCUGACGCGUGAGCGCAGUUGCAACUGCAUGCGAGCGCACUCGCUCGCUGCACUGCUGCCAACAUGCUCUCCUACAUGCUGCCAGUCGAGGAAAAAUCGCCAUCCGCAUCGGCUGCAGCAGCAACGCGUAAUCUAAGCCUCAACCUGACCACAACAACCACGGGUACCGCAACCGGUGGUGUUAGUGGUGUUGUCGGUGGUGCCGUAUCUACUGGUGGUGCUGCUGGUGCUACGAUCGUGCGCGAGUGUAACGCUGGUUCCGGCUCCGGUACAACCACCGCGAGCACGUCCAGUGUCGCCCAGGUGCGGUCCAUCAUCAAGCCAAUAAUCAAACACGGUGCAACACAUCGCUAUCAGCUGAUCGGUGGCGGUUCGGAUAGCAAACCGCACGGUGCAGGAGCAGGUGGCAGUGCGGACAGUCGCCAAGCGCGUGCUAGUGGCCGCUGGCAGGACGAACCGGACGGUGAGGCGGAUCUGUGCGACGAAAGCACCAACCUGCUGUCGGCCGGUGCCGAGGACGAGGACGACGACGACCGGGAACCAGCCGGCGAUCAGUCACGGCGCGUCGGUCCGGUGAAGAGUGACAAGAACUUCAACAAUCUCAUCCUGGUGACGAACGGUCGGCACACGAAACCGACCAACGGUAACCAUGCGGGCCCCACACCGAAGCUGGCCAGCGUACUGAAACCGACGAACGGUGUCGGCGGACCCGGUCCGGUACGGCCGGGCAGCAGCAACAGUGGAGUCGCCCACACCACUAGCGGCGGUGUCUACUACAAUGGCUACAUAGCCGUCAGUGGCGAGAACGACGAUGAGCACCAUCGGCUGCUGGUCAGUGCGAACAAUCUGCGGAAUACGUGCGUUGAACCGCGCCAGGAGUGGAACAGCCGAACCGGUGAGGGUCCGGGCGCACCGGUCGCCACCGAUCCACCACCAUCCUCUUCCACCUUUACCAGCACCGUGCGCACCAACGGUAACUGCCGCACGAUGAACAGUCUGAACGGGAACCUGAUGGGGUCGGAGGCACCGCCGGUGGUGGCCCCGCUACCACUGGAACCGUCCGACAUUGGGAGCGGUACGGCGGACGCCUCACUCGGCAGUGACUCGGACUCGGCCACCGGUGCCGGUGGUUCCGGGUCGGCCACCACAACCGGUGGCGGCAAGAAGGUGAAACUGAACAAGCUUGGCGGCAACAAGAACGUCACACUGAAAAGAGUAUCGUUCGGCUCGUCCAAGGGUUCGAUGGUGGAAACGCUCGUGUUCGAGACGCCGACACCCCUGCCGGAGCAUGCCGAGCGGGAGUUCUUUCAAUCGCCAGCCGUGCUGGCCGGUGCAGGACACACGACCGUGUAUAGCGGUGGCAGCGGUCCGCCCGGCAAUCUAGUGCACCAUCACUAUCCGGCGACGGGGCUGGCCGGGAUGCACCAUCCGCAUCACCAUGCACCGCAUCAUCACCACCAUCAUCAGUACCAUCCGCAGUAUUCCGGGGGCUACCAUCCGCUGGACGGUGGUACGGGCACGGGAGGACCGCACGACGACAGCGGCAUCGAGCUGCAGGAAGAAGUAGAGCGCUCGAAGGUGCGUGUAUCGUUCUUCCAGAGCAGCAAACCGCAAUCAAUCAGUCCGCCGGAGUCGCUACACCUGUACGGUGGGCAAAGUUUGAUUAAUUUCGGUGGCGGCGGUACCGGUGGCAGUGGUGGCGGCGGUGGCCAUGAUAACAACAACUCACCGCUAGACACCUACAUCACCUCGGCAGCACUCAACCAACAGUACGAUUCGCUGACCAGCCAUCAACAGCAGCACGCACACUUUCAUCCGGACCACCGGGAUCCCAACAUGGCGGCUGUCUACGGAGGUACCAAUGUGCCGCCGACGGUGUUUAAUCGACAAAUGAGCACCGAAUCCGGCUGGGACAAUCCAUUCAGACCGGGCGGAGACCUAUCGAGGGAAGCAGAUGAAAUAGUCAAUCUGAUCAAAGGUGGCAAACCGAUCACACCUACCGGCGACCAAAGUUUAGUGAACGGAAGUACUCCUAAAGAUAAUCACAGUACCGACGACCCAGACACGACGGUUGUAGACGGUGCGAUAACAAAGCACGAGUCCUCGCAAUUGCAAGCGGCCCAUCAGAAUGGCACCAAAUCGCCUCACAAAUCGACCGGCACCGGUGCCACCGGUUCACCUGCGCUGGGAGCGAAAAAUGGAACCACCACCGGUGCGGAUGGCAGUACGGUGAACAGCAGCACGACACCGAUCAGCAAUCAGGUGAUACCGGGGCCACAGUCCGCAUCGCACGUCGUCAUCGACGAGAAGAAAAAGAAAAAGUGCACCUGUUGCGUUAUACAGUAAAAGCGCAGCCGACCGCACUGUGUAACCGGUUGGUGGUGUGUAUGCGUGUGGGCGUGCAUGUAGCGUGUGUGUGGGUGUGGGAAAGAGCAAAGGCAAACAAAAGAGAAAAAAAAGGGACGUGAACAAAGCGAAGAAAACACGCCAUCUGCGCUAUAUUUCGUUAUACAUAUGCAUAUAUAUAUUUAUACGAACGCAGAUGGCACAUGUGUGUGGCGGCAUUGAAUGGAGAGACGAGAAACAAUUACAUACAUAAUAUAUUUAAAACGACACGCGCGUACAUACACCCCACCCGACACCCAACAGAGCGCCCCACUGACGUCUAGUAAAGGCGAAAUGGAUAACGUGUCCAUACCUAUUUCUACGUCUUCUUCUUGCUGUGAGAUGGGCUGAUGAGAAGAGGGUUUUAUGCUAAGAAAAUCACCUUGCUGCUUGUUUGAUGUUAGGAAAAGCAUGUGGCUUCUGGUAGCAGGUAGUCCAGGACUAGCCAACUCCCCCCCGUAUCAUGCAGCUAGCAAUAAGGAGCAGCAGGUGCGCGGAUACGAAACGCCGAAUGAUCCUUGUAAAACAUAACCGAACCAGAUGAACCGACGUUGACGAUCCGUUUAGUAGCGCUAGGUUUAGGGGAUGGGAUGAACGGCAGCGAACGAACAGAUGAAUGUGCGCAUUUUGUGUGGGCAACACCCCAAACACACGUACACAUACACACACACACACACAUGGACACAUACACACUAUUGUGCAAUUUAGUGCGAUAGGACGGUGAUCGAAGCGCAGGACAAUGUUUGGCGAAACAUUAAGCACAUAGUCAUUAGCGAACGUUUUUACGCAAUAUAUUUUUUUUGUUUGGUUGUAAUCCCAAUGCGUGCAAUGCACACGCUUGCUCUCUUUCAAUCCUGUUUCGUUGUACAUUUGUAUUAGUCAUGAUGUGUGCUUUCACGCAUAACGUGUAAUCUUUCCGCUUGAUUAACUUUUACAUUUUUUACACACACAAACACACACAUUUACCUUCUUCUAGAACAUGUGUAUGUGUGUAUGUGUGCGUGCGGAGUUGUUUACAUCACAAAUGUAUGUGUGUGUGUGUGUAUUUAUGGUGAAAUGUAUUCGUUCAUUUCGGUGGUUUAACUGUAUUUUAUACAUUUUACAUCUUUUAAACCUCGUAAAACACUCUCCCCUUCUCUCUUCCCCUCCAACAUCAUACAUACACAUUUAUACAUGGACGGGGCACACUCCUACAACAAUUUAAUGGCGUAUAAAGCUAUGCAUAACAUUUAUUGUUAGAAGUUUAGUAUUAAAAGGACGAGAACGCGUAAAGAACGAUUGUAGGCGAGAGUUUAUAUAUGUACACCUUUACAAACACACACACACAUACAUACAUGCGCACACGGUUAAAAGAAAUGAGACAAAUUUAUAGCUUUUGUUUUAACCUGGAACGGAACGAUACGAAAGAGAAAAAUCCAAUAGUACAGAUGAUUGUUGCAUUUAUGCUCUUUUUGCACAGCGGAUAUGAACGUUCACGUGUUUGGAAAAUGCAUCAAUGGGAUGAUGAUAAUGAUGUUCCUUUUCACCAAAUAAAAUAUUAAGAAAUUUUAAGCGCAAGGUGACGUAAUCUCGUCGAUUGAUUGAUUUUUGGAUACUCGUACAUGGUACAAUAUGUACACGUACGUACUACAAGCACUAGUAGACAGGAAAAUAUAUUCUUUGCACAUACGAACACAGAUACACAAACAACCAACAGCAUGUGUUAGCUACUUAUCUUACAAAUUGUUUUAUUACUAUUAUUUAUUACUUAAAUACAUCCUUACCGUGCUGCAGCGUGUGUGUUGAAGCUUUGGUUUUAUCAUAAAAGUGAAACAAAAAUAUUAUUCUUGAAACAUAAUAGCAUACCGAUUGCAUUGGGUGUCUGUUUUAAAACAGCAUAAUCGUAAAGGCAUUACAACAUGUCUGCACAGUCAUUUGUACUCAGUAUCAUUUUGUACUCUGAAAGGGGUCUGCCAAUGUAUUUCAAUAAUGAAUGUUUUCUCUUCGUAAAGUUCAUUUAGAAGAAAUCACUAUACAUUGUAAUUUUAAUGUAUAUUUUGGACAAAACUUCGACAGUUUAUUGAUGUGUUGGAAGAAGCAUUUUAUUUGAAAAUGUCGUGCUAACAUGACCAGUACAGGAAUUCCACCAUGCAGAAGUGCAUGGAGUCAAAACUAAAUUAAGCGCAGCCUAAACACCAACUUAUACAAUUAUAACUUUGAAGUAUCUAACAAACAGCUAAAUUCUACUUCGUACGCUGUAACACACGUAGCCAAAUGUAGAUUCGGUUACUGUUCUUUUUAUGUAGAUGGUGCUAUCUAACUGCUACCAGAAGCUACUGCACUCACCAAGAAGUGUGCUUAGUGUUGGAAUUGUCUGUCUACUUGAAGUACUGCCAUUUCUGCACUAAUGGAAGCAAAUCUCUAAUGGAAUUAUGCCACUUGCUAGGCGACCAAAUAUAAACACACACAAACAAAACAUCAUUAUCCACACCCAUUCCGCCUAUUUCAGCACCAAAGGGGAUGUAUGCGAAAAUCAUCUGUACAAUCGUUUCAUUCUUUCACAAUUUGUUCUGUUCCAUUCCCAUCACCUAUCGUUUUGCGCAUCACUAUCGCCACUAAACAAACACACACAAAACAUACACACAUAAACAAAGGGGCUAAUAGGCAUUCUCACCUGUGGGCGAUAAUACACAGCAAGCACACUCACAAAUUAUAUUCACUAAAUCGAAACACAAAUGUGAAAAUCGGGUGACGUUGUAGCUAAAUUAGUGGGAGAAAACAAAAACCCAACAAAAGUGACAAAAAAUAGUAUUUGUAAAAAAUGGAAAUCAAACAAAGAGAAGGCAAGGCAAGCGAAAGAUGCGACACUAAGCGGGCGAAGAAGCGAACGGAUGCAUGUUUAGUAUAGCGUAUUAAAAUAUUAAGAACGAGAAGGGGGGACAGCGAAAUGUAAAGUGAACUAGAAUGCGUAAAAAAAGGUGAGGAAAGCGUGAAAGGUAAGGAUGGUCGGACGUUUUGGGGUGGGUAAAGAACUAUAAAUAAUGCAAAAAGAAAAGUGUCUCCAGCGGGCGAGGAAAGUGCUGUUCCGAACAAUUUAGUGUUUCGGAUAAAAAAGAAUAAAGUGAAGAAUUAAACACACACACACACAUACAUACACACAAAUACGAAAACGUACAUACACAUACACACACACAAAAGGUACAAUUUAUGUGCUCUAGUAUUCAAAGGUAUUGUCGCCCGUUGAGGUUAAGGUUGUGCGCUACUAUCACACAUUGAUUGUUUUACGCAAAUUGGGAAUGAAUGUACGAUCGAUAAGUUUCGAAAUUGUCUAUUGUGACGUUAAAAAGCGAACGCGAAGGAGAGAAAGAGAGAGAGAGGUGAAAUGGAUAAAAGAAGAGAACAAAAAAGAAGCGAACCCCUCGGAGACGAACCGAUUGAAGGAAGAAAAACAAAACAAAACUAAACAAAAAAAAACACACACACACACAGAAUCUAUUUAUUAUAUUGUAUUGAAAUCUAAAACAAACAAAAAAAUAAACUAGACAUAUAGUAGUGUAAGAGCUACCACAAGAAAACAACAGAGGAACAGUGUAGCAAAACACAAAACCAUUUGCAUUAGUGUAAUAAGUGCAAACAAAAAAUGUGUGCUACCUGUGCGUACGUACGGUGUAUUAGCGUUGUAAAGAAAAAGGGGAAAUGAAAGAGAGAGAGAGAGAGAGAGAGAGAGAGAGAGAGAGAGAGCGCAGAGAGAAUCGAAUGGCAAGAUGGCGAGGAAAGGACACCUGGCCAUUUGUUGUGUGUAUUGGCCGCAGGGGUUUCGAUUCCCUGUGUAGUAGCAAUUGCGUUGUUGCGUUCUGUUUUCCCUCACUCUCACGCACUUACCGCGAGGUGACAGUACCAAUAUCACCCUUAAUAAUGGAACAAUUUGCCGGUAACGCACUUUCUAAACCAAUAGGAACGGGAUAGUAUUUUUUGGUAGCAAGCAUUUGUUCAUUGUGUUCUGGUGAUGGAACGUCACUCACACCGUUACUAUCAUAUUAACGCUUGCAUGGAUUCCGCUGCAAGGCAACAGGUGUGUCUGAUUUUUUUUGUUACGGCCUGUCCGGUACCAGUGUCGUUUCUGCGGAACAGGUGUUUUGAAGGUGUGUAUAUUCGCUAUACAGUUGGAAAGAUUGACAAAAAAAAAGAGGAAAACCAGUGUGCUUGGGUGAGAGUGAGAGCAAAUGGUGCGGAAAACGAAUCGUGAAGAAACGUAUUGAUUGCAGCUAGUGGGUGGGCGAACGGUGCGCGAGAAUGUGCACCGCCGGGUAAUAACUACAAAAAAAAACUCGAAAUCGAAGUAGAUGAACAAAGCUACAGCAAAAACAACAACAAAAAAGAUGUUAACUAUAUGAAUGAUCCCGCUAUUAAAAAAAAAGAAAAAGAAAGAUAUUUCAAUAAAGAAGAAAGCAAAAACUCUGAA